AUGUACCAGAUAGAAUCUGUUGUAUUUAAAUUUACAAAUGCAGUUUGUGAGUCCCGAAAUAAAUCGUGGAUUAUCGUAAAUAAUUGCCGACUACGUGCAAUUAAUCGCAAUAGAACAGUUCUUAAUAUAAAUAUCACAGCUUUACAUCCAGUUACAAAUAUAUUUGCUGAAUUUCAAGUGUUCAAAAGAGAAAAUGGUUACAAACCGUGGCUAGUGAAGACAUCUUGGGAUCUAUGUCGAUUUCUCAAGAAAGCGUAUAAUCCAUUUGCUAUUCUCUUCUUUCGCAUGUUUAAGGAAUUCACAAAUAUUAAUCAUACGUGUCCCUAUGAGGGCGAUCUGGUAGUUGAAGGGUUUCAUUUAAGACCUGAGCUAUUGGGCGUAGUUUUACCAACUGGAGAUUAUCGAGCUGCAACAACUUGGUUCAUUGAUAACAAAAAACAGUUUAUUGUCAACGGCUAUGCUGCAUUUACAGAAGAUUUAUUUUAA
Drosophila nasuta is the source of this 486-nucleotide messenger RNA. RefSeq lists its product as uncharacterized. The record is from RefSeq and is a predicted model, not a curated record. NCBI's taxonomy places the organism in Eukaryota, Metazoa, Arthropoda, Insecta, Diptera, Drosophilidae. The transcript is spliced from 3 exons. The coding region runs from base 1 to 486 and encodes 161 amino acids.